Molecule: messenger RNA, 933 nt
Organism: Zasmidium cellare ATCC 36951
Lineage: Eukaryota; Fungi; Ascomycota; Dothideomycetes; Mycosphaerellales; Mycosphaerellaceae
Exons: 3
Coding region: 1-933 (310 amino acids)
Cellular component (GO): membrane
Molecular function (GO): signaling receptor activity
Source: RefSeq, a predicted model, not a curated record
AUGGACGAGAAACCCCCCAACCCGGCGAAGGCCGUGGUCGACACAACCGCCCAAGCCGCCUCCAAGGCCAAAACUGUGCUCUGGAGCGACCUCCCCAAAUGGAUGCACGACAAUCACUACAUCCACAGCGGCUACCGCCCGCAGUCCAACUCGUACUACACCUCCGCCACGAGCAUCGGCUCGCUGCACAACGAGACCGUCAACAUCUGGACGCACCUUAUCGGCGCCGUCGCCGCCGGCAUCUCCGCCAUCACGCUCUUCUACGCCAUCACGCCGCGCUUCGAAUUGGCCACGACGCAGGACGUCAUGGUGUUCUCGUGUUUCUUUCUCGGCGCCGUGACGUGUCUAGGCAUGUCGGCGACGUAUCAUACGAUUUCGAAUCAUUCGAAGGCGGUGGCGAAGUUUGGGAAUCGGUUGGAUUACAUGGGGAUCAUCUUUUUGAUUUGGGGGAGUUUCAUUCCGUCGAUUUAUUAUGGCUUCAGUGUUGAGCCGAAGCUGGUGAAGGUGUAUUGGUCGAUGAUCACCACAAUCGGCGCAGGCACGCUCAUCGUGGUGAUGCACCCCAAGUUCAGAUCACCUCAAUGGCGACCUUUUCGAGCAUUCAUGUUUGUCAUGAUGGGGUUGAGCGCUGUCUUUCCCGUCAUUCACGGCGUCAAGCUAUACGGCUACAAGCAAAUGGAAAGUCAAAUCGGACUCUCAUGGGUCGUCAGUCAAGGAGCUCUGUACAUCAUAGGUGCAGUCUUUUAUGCGUGUCGAAUCCCUGAGAAGUGGAAACCGGGGGCAUUUGAUCUCUUCGGAAGCUCGCAUCAGAUCUUCCAUGUGCUGGUGGUGGUGGCUGCAGCUACACAUCUCGUGGGCUUGCUGAAGGCGUUCGACUAUGAGCACAGCUCUCGAACAUUGGAAACGGCCGGCAAGCUGUUAUCAGGUGGCUGA